AUGGAAAAGGACGAGUGCUACACGCUCAUGGAAAGAUUCAAAAGAGAAAAUUGUGAAAAUCUCCAUUACUACCUUCCUAGUAUUGAUUUUCCAAUAGGUUUGAGGUUAAUUAGCAAUGAACUUGAUUACGCCAAAUUUAUAGCCAUUGCUUAUGAACGUGGUGUUGAAAUCCCAAUGUAUGUAGACCAUUUUGGUAAAACUAACAUGUAUGAGUGGUUGGAUGAAGAAAUAGAAGAAGUAGUAGAUAAUACAAAAGAAGAAGUAGCUAAUGAUAUACAUGAUGAUGCUGAAACAUGUGAGAUAGGACAUUAA
Molecule: messenger RNA, 312 nt
Organism: Lactuca saligna
Lineage: Eukaryota; Viridiplantae; Streptophyta; Magnoliopsida; Asterales; Asteraceae
Source: the annotation of a GenBank genome assembly